GCGGGUUAUGAGUGAGCGGUUUAGGGCGACACGCCGCCUAAAGUUUGAGCUACUAGCUUGUGUGAGCAGGAACGACAGACCUUCCUUACUUAAUAAUGUCGGACAGCACUCGAAGUUUUCACGAAAGCUCUUAUGAUAUCAGUCCGUGUGACUCGACACAGACUAUUUCAAUUGCAGAUCAGCUAAGAGCAGUAAAGGACGGAGAAAUCUGUGUGGUAGACUAUAGGAAUUGCAGCGUCCUGCAAUGCAUGACAUGCAACACAGUGCUUGGAGACUCUCUCGGCAUCUGUGGGGAAGUCCAGAGCCUUCAGAGUAUUAUUUGUCUGAAAGUUACUGAGGAUGUGAGGGUGAAUAAAAAGCUGGAGAUGAGUUUGACUGGUCAUCUGGCCUUCUCCACCUACCAAGUCCUUAACUGUGCUGGUUGCCAGGGUGCUGUUGGCCUGGUUCUUCACUCAACCCCAGAACACCUGUCUGCUUUAAGAAAUCUCUUCUGUUUACAAAAAGAUAUGAUAAACUGCUACAUCCUAAGAAGUGACAAAUGUGUCAAAGCCUCCAAAGUCAACUUCAAAUACAGACUCAUGGACAAAGAUAUUAAAGAGCUGAAGCAAGAUUUAGAAGCUCAGCUGAAGCAGGUGAAGAUUCUGGAGGGAAUGAUGAAAACCUUGUGCACACACAGUGUAAGCUAAAGAAAGGCCAGGCAUGGAAUAUGUACAGUUGUUUUGUUGUAACUGUUCAAAUAAAGUGUAUAUAUUUUUUGUAUUA
This is a messenger RNA of Carassius gibelio (silver crucian carp), 762 nucleotides long. RefSeq names its product opa interacting protein 5 (gene oip5). Gene Ontology annotation, biological process: chromosome segregation; CENP-A containing chromatin assembly. The transcript is spliced from 5 exons. The record is from RefSeq and is a predicted model, not a curated record. The coding region runs from base 96 to 686 and encodes 196 amino acids. NCBI's taxonomy places the organism in Eukaryota, Metazoa, Chordata, Actinopteri, Cypriniformes, Cyprinidae. Gene Ontology annotation, cellular component: nucleus; chromatin; chromosome, centromeric region.